Messenger RNA from Paramecium sonneborni, 1705 nucleotides. NCBI's taxonomy places the organism in Eukaryota, Ciliophora, Oligohymenophorea, Peniculida, Parameciidae. The record is from the annotation of a GenBank genome assembly.
AUUAAAUAUUAUAUAUAUAAAAAUUGUAAUGGGUGGUUGUGGAUCACGAGAAAAAGAGUUGAGAGAGAAGGUAGGAUUCUCUUAAAGUGAUUAUGAUUAUGCACUUAAAAAAUUUAGUAAGAUGACAAAACAAAAACCAGGGUAUUUAUAAUUUUAAUAAUAGGAAAACAGAAGAAUAUUUUAGUUUUGAAGGGUUUAAGUAAUAUUUUACAGAGAAUCCAGUGUUAGCCUAAAAGCUGUAUAUUUUUAUGAGAAACUAUGGAGGUUAAAAUUAUGUAGAUUGUCAUACAUUUCUCACAGUUGGUAUAGAGAAAUAUAUAUUUUAGUUGAUCUAUUUACCAGGGUUUCAAUGAAAUUAUAGAGUUAAUUGAAAAACUUAGAUAUUUAUACAUUAUUCACUUUGGUUUCUUUAUCAAGUCCUGACAUAAUGUAAAGAGAUUCAUUCAAUUUAAAUAAUGUUUAUAAGAUAAGUGUUAGCUAUUCAAAUGCAGUAAAGUUAUUUAAAGUAAAUAAAUGUGAUAGAAUUUUUAGGAACUUAUUAACAUGCAAAGCGAUAAAGGAGAUAUUUUAUGUCAUGAUGAUGAUCAAGCACCAAUUUUAAUUAUAAACAACAUUUUUGAAAGUAAAUUAAUUUAAUAGUAAAUUUAGAUCAUUCAUUAUUGAAUUAUAAAGCAUUUAAUGAUAAAAUUAAGUCAGAAACUCCACUUAUAUCAAAGGUUGUUAAAAAUUAUAUUGCAGGCAAAUUUGUUAAUAAAACCUUGAGAAAUCAAUUACCUAUUCUAAAACCAAGUGAGCUUAUGAAUAAAUAACUAGUAGGUAUCAAGAAUUAUUAAAAUAAAUUAAGCAUUACUUAAUUUAAGUGUACCUUGGUUUUCUAAAUGUAUAGCUAUUAAUAGAAUUUACAAUUAUGAUAUAGAUUCUGGAUAACAAUAUAAUUUUAAUAUCUUAGGAAAUUCCUUACUUUAAGCAAAAGGACCAAAUAUGAUUUUAUUUAGACAUUGUUAAAAAGAUAAAGAUGGAGAUAAAUAAGAUAAAUAUGUAUUUGGAUAUUUUUCUCCUUCAUAAUGGAGAGUUUCCCCAGAUAUUUCAGGAAAUAAAGGAUCUUUUAUAUUCUCUAUCCAUCCUAAAUUCAAAAUCUUUUCAACAAAUGGUUAAUAAUAAAGUAAAUUUGCUUUGUUAGUACCAAUAAUAACAAAAAGAUAAAGUUAAACACUUCAUUCACCUCUUAAAUAAGGCCCAAAAUAACCUGGUUUAGGUAUAGGAGGAAGUGGUUAUGAUCAUCAUAGAAUUUGGAUAGAUGGAAAAUAAUUAUAAGCAAGUAGGCUUGUUGAUGAAGAUAAAACAUUUUAAAGUGGUUCUAUAUUACCUGAUGAUAUUCAUUUACUCAAUGUAAGUUGAUAAAUUUUCAUAAAUUAUUUUAGAUCGACUUAAUUGAAAUAUGGGAUCUCUAAUUAAGUACUGUAGCUUAAGGUACUUCUUAUUUUAAAUCUACAUCUCAUCAAGUUUAUUUUGGCCAAGAUGAAAAAACAAUUAAUUAAAAUCAAUUAAGAGAUCUAAUAAUUACCUUAAAUUAACAAUAAGGAAGAAAUGACUAUGUAUUAUUUUUUUUUAUAAUUUAUAGAGAAGAGAUACAAAAGAAUUUUAGACAAGUAAUCCGUUACUUCCAAUUAAUGAAGAGGAAGAAGAAAAACAAUAACCAAAAUGA